CAACUGGGCUAAUGUACUCAUAGAGGGGAAAUUUGCCCGGACAGUGGCGUUUUCACCUACUCAUCGUCGAAUUCCAUCUGACAAAGGCUCUUUUACCUGCACGCCAACGUUAAUUUUUGUACUAUUCCAAUGCUAGACUCCUAUUCCGUGACGGAUCCUCCUGGCAAGAAGAAACAAGGCUGCACCAGGAUCAACCACGGGACCGCCUAUUAGUGCACCAUUACCACAUUCACUUUACACGGUACAACUAGAUCAAACACGGUUGUUUGCGAUAUCACCUUGUACAGAAGCGGAGUAGUACUGUAGGUAAUUACAAAUAUUUCAUGCACACGGCACUUAAACAGCUCUCUGCAUAAUACCAAACCGCGUAGUUAUCUACGUGUUACUAUUUAUAGACUAUUGAACACGGAAGAUACAUACUCACAGAUGUCCAAUAUAGCUCUAAGUCGCUGGGCACAGAAAAAUAAAAACACAAUGGAUACAACUCGUCUGAAAGGCUUGGUCAGGAGACCUUCCGGUGAAGAUGAUGUCACAGUUUAUGAUCUUCCAGACUCGCUUCUGUUAGAAAUAUUUUCGUUUCUGGAAGUCAAAGAUGUUUUGGGAGUUACGGGGUGUUGUCGUUGGUGGCGUGAGAUAGGACGAGAUGAAUGCCUUUGGAGGAAUUUAGCCUACAGAGCUUGGGGAGACGAUUGCAACAAAGCACCAUUUGUUGGGACCUGGUUAGAAGAAUAUCGACGCCUGUAUUGCCAUUCACCAGUUGUAUUGUCAGAGGAACUCGCAGAGCAUACAGAUGAAAUUUUUCACGUGGCUUUUUCUCAUGACGGAAAACUAUUUACCACAACUGGAAAAGAUGGGAACGUCAAGGUGUGGGAAAUUGGAUGUCCGACCAAAUUGAAGUAUUCCUAUAAUCUAAAAGAAGAAUCAGGGUGGAAUUACACCAGAUAUUCAGCCUUUAACCAAAACGACACAAAUCUGCUGGUAUCCGGAUUACGGUUCCAUUGUGGCUGGGUGGCGUGGUUCUCAAUGACAGACGGUUUUACUCUCACUUGGACGGAUGUUAUGACCCCCCAAGGUAUACGAGGAGCAUGGUUAUCUAACCAUCAUUUAUUAUAUGGAGCUCAAUCUGACACAGCAGAAGCUGUAUCACUGUGUGUGGAAGGGGAAGAUUUUAACGGGAGACACACAGAAGAGGGCGAGCCCCGGGAGAUACAGGAAAUUAAUUUCGACGUAGAAAUACGGAUACAAUUUUUAAAUGUGGUGCGGCGAAAACAUAUGGUAAAGAAUGAUUUGAACAAUGAAUCCUACACCACUAGAAACCAGUUUAAUUCAAACGACGUCCAUCGAAAUCUCAAUCACGUGAACAACGAACACAUAUUUACAAACAAUAGUUGUGGUUACUUGUUAGUAUUUGCCACGGGAUAUUGUGAUGCGCUCAACCAAAUAGGUAUAAAGUUUGUCUCAAAAAACAAGUUGAAAUCAACUCUAAGAAACGGCAACAAUCAUCACCGAAACGGUGUCAUCAAUGAAAGAAGGCGACCAUCUAUCAAAAGGAAACAAAACGCACAUUGUGAUCAUUUGAUAGAUUUACAUGGACAGAUUCUAGGUGUCAGAGUCAGUGUAAAUAGUAGGUAUCUGGUAGUAAAUAUGCGAGGCUGGUUGGAAGAGCCUGAUGGUUCAGAUCCCUACGAACGACCAGGCUUGUCCAAAAACAUGGAGGUACGUCUGAUAGACCUACUCACUCUGCGGGUUCAACCAAUAGUUUACACGGGUCAUAAAGCUGUCACGGAUUCGGAUAGCUUCUGUUUCUGCUUCGGAGACGCUAAUAAAGAUUUUGUCGUUUGCGGAAGUGAAAGUAACCAAGUCUAUUUAUGGGACAGACAUUCUGGUGCCUUGUUAUCUAAGUUAGAUCAUCUGAUGGCAGGGGUCAGUGCCGCGGCCAUCAAUCCCGUUGACCAAGAGUUUGUUGUAUCUGUUGGUGAUGACCAGAUCGUCAAAGUCUGGAGGUCCAGGGUCAAGCACAAACAGUUCAAGAAGGAGAAGGCUGUUGUGAUAUACAAUCCCAGUGAUGCUGAUUACAAUACUAGGCUUUAAGAGUUGUCACCCUUUCUUUUAGUUCCACAAAUGCCCUUGCUGUGAUCUUACGCUAUAGAGUUACCUUUUUCUUUUAGAAUUUAACAGUUAGACACUGACUAAAACUUAUUAUUUAUUUUCCGUGUGGUGCACGUUAUGCCCUAAUUUGGUACAGCUUUAUCUUGUUAUUUUCCUGGUUUGCAUUUAUGGAUCACCUGUGAACGUAUUAUUACUUGGUAUGUUGUUGUCGCCCUUCUGAUAUGAAGUGGCUCUUUAUGUCUAUCUCCACCAUUAGUGAUGCCGCAGAAACUGUCAUCUUCCGCUAGUUCGCCCAUGGGGAGAAUAAAUAAAUAAUUGUAUUAUUUUUUCGACCAUAACUUAAAGUAUAAAGCUAUUUCACAACGAAUUAAGCAACCUUAUACAUGUUCUCCCCUGCUUAGAGACAUGGAUCGACUCCUAUGUGCCUUUACUAAGCAUAAUAUGCUCAACUUUAACAUUUAUUAGGCAUAUGUUACGAUUAGUUAUGAUUCCGUUCAGGUCUGUUGGAGAGGAAUGAUGUAGUUAUUAUUCCGUUCAGGUUAGUUGGAGAGGAAUGAUGUAGUUAUUAUUCCGUUCAGGUUAGUUGGAGAGGAAUGAUGUUGUUAUCGUUCCAUUCAGGUUUGUUUGAGGAAUGAUGUUGUAAUUACUCCGUUCUUUUUUAUUGGAGAGGAAUGAUAUUGUUAUAUUAACAAUGUUAUGAUUUGAUGUGAUAGGACACAAGUAAACAGUGCCCAGAUAAAGUGAUGGAUCCUCGUUCAAGUAAAUUUAACCUAAAUUCUUUUAAGUUAGGUUUUCUUGAAUAUGGUACCCGUGUUAAAUACAAUAUAUUGUUUAUGUUAGUUUUAUUAUGAUAAAAGUGCUAUAAUAUAUGUGUCAUAUUUGAAAUCUCCGGUGGUUUUAUUGUAUAUAUGUUGUACUACGUGUUUGUCGUAUUUGUUAUAUGCACAACCUGAUAAAAACACAGAUCUUAUUUCAUUUCGUUUUUUAUAGUUCAAAAUUUCGUUUUACUUGUCUUUACUACACUAGGAUCAGAAAGAUUUGUUAUAUUAUCGGCGGUUUAGUUGAAAGGAGGGAUUAGCCCAUGAAACAGUCUGUUACGAUGACUUCUUGGCGUGCCAUGUACGGAACUGUGGGUAAACCACCAGAAACGUCAACGCUGAUUGAUCAAUCAAUGUCCGGCGUCAUAGGGUUAAAAGCCACUCGUACGACCCCUGACACGAUUUUCAUGUAGUCUAGGCCAUUGAAAGUAUAAAAAAACGAAACGAAAUAUAGAUUUUUUUUAAUCAGAUUGUUAUAUGCAUGUUGUACUACAAGUUUAUGCGCUGUUAUCUUUGAUAUAGAAUUAUUGUGUAUUUAUAUGGUCUGUUUCCGGUCUGCUCUGUUUUAGGUGCAGACGUUUUCUGUUUAAUGCUUCCCUGUGAAAAAUAGAAAUCAGCACCUUACCAGUGCCGGAUUAGCCAUUAGACAAAUAAGACAAGUGCCUUAGAGCCAACCAGAAAUCCAGGCCACAUAAAAUAAAGUAAACUUUUGAUGAUAAUUAUCAGGUGAUGAUAAAAAUGCUUUCCUUUAUUUUUAUGUAAAUAAAAGGCAUCCUUUCGUCAUCUACGCGUUUGUUCUCAGGCUUUUCAUUCUGUUUCCCGGCAACGGAUUUACACACGUGAGAUAUUGUUUAUGUAAGUAAUAUCGUAAUUUUUGUUAUUUUCUCAAGGUGAAGCCUUGGGGCCAGCAAAGUCUUAAUCCGGCACUGCCCGUUACAGAGCCUCGGUGUCUUGUGUGUAGGCUGGCUUAUGAUCUGCUGUUUUAGGUGCAGUUUCUCUGGGUGCUUUAUAAAAAAAGACCCUUUGUCUUCCAUUAAGUACAUGGCUCUUUUUUAUAUAUUUGCAUAUGGAAACAUUAAAAUAUAUGAACCUAUAAUGACAAUUUUACUGUCAAUGACAAUGAACCCUAUAUAAAGCGUUUAUAUUGUUUUCUUAUUUCACUUAACUUUCUCAGUUUUGCGUUUUACUCGCAGGACUCAUCGCAAGAUGACAAAUAGUCGAUAUGUGUACUGCCGACUUCGCAGCAUGCGUCAUGUUUAAUAUUUUGCGAAGCAUGCGCGGCAACCAGGGCAAUUAUUAUGUUUAUAUCCAUAAUCGUCUCUUAUAGCUAAGUGAAGUGCAUGUAUAGAUAUUUACAAGGGUUUCUUUAUAUUAAAGAGUCCAUAUCGUAUUGACUAAUUUAUUUAAGUGAAGAAUUGAAAUUUAUCCUGUAAAAGAAUAAACUGAAUUUUUAUUUGGUUGUUAUUGA
This is a messenger RNA of Patella vulgata (common limpet), 4395 nucleotides long. RefSeq names its product F-box/WD repeat-containing protein 5. Gene Ontology annotation, molecular function: protein binding. The record is from RefSeq and is a predicted model, not a curated record. The transcript has 7 exons. Lineage: Eukaryota; Metazoa; Mollusca; Gastropoda; Patellidae. Bases 427 to 2091 code for a protein of 554 amino acids. Gene Ontology annotation, biological process: protein ubiquitination. Gene Ontology annotation, cellular component: Cul4-RING E3 ubiquitin ligase complex; SCF ubiquitin ligase complex.